AUGGAUGACAUCCAUGAUUUUGAUACAAUAGAUGUGGAUCUGGAUGCGUACUUCAAAAAGAAACAAGCUUCCAGAUGCAAAGACGAAUUUCUCAAUAUUCUAUGUGAAGAAGACGAUUACGAGGCAGUAGAUGAUGCUGAAACUGGAAACGAUGCUCAAACUGGAAUCACUAAAGAAGAAUCAGAUGAAGAUUAUCUGGAAGGUAGUAACGAGGAAAGUAGUGAUGAGGAAUUUGAGUAUUCCACCCACAAUCCAAAGGUGAAAUGGAACAAAAUGAGACCAAUGCUUGGUGAAAGAAGUUGGCAUGCAGUUCCAAGUGGAGUGAAUGAAUAUGAAGUAAGGAAUGGGUUUCAGAAUUAUGGAGUUAACUUGAAGGAAAAAACAUGUGCUUGUAGAUUAUGGGAACUUUCAGGAAUACCUUGUGUGCAUGCACAAGUGGCAAUAUUGUACACCAAUCAAGAUCCGGUUAACUUUAUAAGUAGUUGGUUCAGCAAGAAUAAUUACAAAUCAACUUAUGAUCAGAAUAUACACCCAGUUAAUGGAAGUAUCUUAUGGGAAGAAACAAGUUACACUAAGCCCCUUCCACCCAUUGAAAGGAGGAUGCCAGGAAGGCCUAGUGUUAAAAGAAGAAGACAUGUUUCAGAAAAUCAAGACAAGAUGUUGGAAUUGUUAGCCAAAUAA
This is a messenger RNA of Lactuca virosa, 681 nucleotides long. The record is from the annotation of a GenBank genome assembly. Lineage: Eukaryota; Viridiplantae; Streptophyta; Magnoliopsida; Asterales; Asteraceae.